GUUUCAGAAAAUGUCAGGUAGAUCAUUCUUGCUGGUUCGGAAAAUCAAGGAUAUAUCAAAUCUCGAAGAUGGAGAUAAUUUCAAGUGUGAUAAUGAAGUACGAUACAACAUUCCAUGGAGCCUUGGCAUUUCCAAAAACGAUGGAUUUCUUGGUUUCAACUUGCACUGUGAAAAGCAAGAGUGCGAAAAAAAGUGGACUUUUGAUACGAAAUUCAUCAUGAAGUUAGUAGCAGGCAAUGGAAAAUGUUUCCGACGGACUGUACAACAUAAAUUCCAAAAGCCGGAAGGACAUGGAAUGGAUAAAUUCAUAAGUUGGGAGAAUUUGCUAAAGGAUUAUGUGGUUAAUAAUAGUAUUAUCAUUGAAAUCUAUGCCAAUAUCGUCAACAGCACAGGGUUUUUUGAUAUCAAGCAUCCUCCACCGCAACCAUAUAGGAAUGUUUCAUUUCUUCUGAAACAUACAUUCAAGAACAUAUCCAAAUUUGUUGAGAAUGAAAGAGAUUUCAGUGAUCCAGAAGAUCAUUACAAUAUGCCAUGGAGAAUUGAAAUUCAAAAAUCAAAGAAAUGUCUUCUAAUCUCUUUGAACUGCGAUAAAGAAAUCUACGAAGAGAGAAAAUGGUCAAUUGAAUGCUUGAUCGAUUUUAGAUUGAUUUCUGCAAAUGGUAAAUUUCAUUCAGAACAGCGUAAGGCUGUUUUUGAAAAUAAAUCUUCGGGCGGGUGCACCGGCGAAUUUAUUAGUUGGAAUGACUUGGAGAAAGAUUAUGUGACCAAUGACUGUAUCGAUGUUGAAGUUCGUGUAACAAUAGAGAAAAUUACAGAUGAGCCAUGUACGAAGAGAACAUUUGCACUAUCAGAGACUUUAAGAAACCUGUCAAGAAUUGAAGAAGAAGUAUUAUACUCUUUGGACAUUCAAAAUUGCUUCAACAUUCCAUGGACACUGCUAAUCCUAAAAGAAAACGGAUUCAUUGGACUAGUUCUCCGGUGUGAAAAAGAACAAUGUGAAUCCAGAAAUUGGUCAAUUGAAAUUGCAUUUCAAUUGAAAAUAGUCUCACCCAAUGGGAGAAGUGCAGUGUUUAGUGGAAAUGUGAUUGAUGAACCAAUUUGUCACGGUACUACGACAUUCAUAACUUGGGACAAUUUGGAAAAUAAUUAUAUUGUCAACGACACUUUCAUUGUUGAAGCUCAAGUGGAUAUUAUCAAAAUGACAGGAAUUGAGGAUGAAACAAUGAUUGAGAAACUUUCAAAAAUUGUAAUUCAUUGAUGGGACAUUAUUUUUUUUUUAAAUUUUAUCUCAUUCUGCGGCGCCAAUAUAAUUAAGAAAAAUCCAGUUCGAGCACGAUUUUCAGACACAAUUCAAUUUUCCGUCUAUUUUUUAAAAAAAUGAAAAUCUCCAGAAAAAACUAUAUCCACAAUUUUUGUUAAACUGCCCCACAAAUGGUUUUCGACAAUAUUCUUCCAGAAAAUUAAAUAAAAAUUACACCUAACCGUGCUCCUUUUUAGGAUUCCACUCAGUGAGUAUGAGUGGUCAAAAAUCAUUUUUUUUCACCUGUUUCCUUAACCACGCAGUCUAAAAAACAUCUGUUUCGUAUUUUCAGAACAAAUAUAUUUUCUAUUGAUUGAAAAAUUUAAAAAUUAAAUGCAAAUGCACAACUC
Molecule: messenger RNA, 1650 nt
Organism: Caenorhabditis elegans
Lineage: Eukaryota; Metazoa; Nematoda; Chromadorea; Rhabditida; Rhabditidae
Gene: math-37
Product: MATH domain-containing protein
Exons: 6
Coding region: 11-1258 (415 amino acids)
Source: RefSeq, marked reviewed